This is a messenger RNA of Tachysurus fulvidraco (yellow catfish), 7006 nucleotides long. It is a transcript of the gene qser1, whose product is annotated as glutamine and serine rich 1. Lineage: Eukaryota; Metazoa; Chordata; Actinopteri; Siluriformes; Bagridae. The record is from RefSeq and is a predicted model, not a curated record. Bases 216 to 5435 code for a protein of 1739 amino acids. The transcript has 13 exons.
GUGGUCGCUGGGAAACGAGCCAAGAUGGUGAGCAGCAGCAGCAGCAACAGCAACACCACAUCUGAGUGUGUUUGUGUUUUAUUUUGAUCACUUUAUUACACUCUGGUCAUCACACAGCUUUGCCAUCUCACAUGCAAAUCCUUCACCGCGGAUCUCCACCGAAUCCGACGCAUUUCGUGUUAAUAUGUGAACGCGUUGUGCUUAUUUAUGUGUGAAUGUUACACAACACAGCCCUUAGCGGGAGCAUGGACGGACGCUACGCGGGUUCGGGCUUCACAGAGCGGCGGUCAGCGUCAGGCGAGACCGCGGAUUGGGCCUACAGCAACCCGAGCAGCUCCAGUUACGGUGCGACCCACAUGGAGACGGACCUUCCCCAACGGCAAUCCUACACCUCAAGUCAUACACUCACUACCUACACCACCUCUCAACACCCCACAGGUGUGUCUGGUGUCUUUGAUACUGGUGUGCACACCACAGGAAGCAGCAGUGCUGAAUCAUCAGUCGUGAAUUUCAUCUCUUCCAUUGAAUCCCGAGGCCUUCAGGCUGGACCUGGAGCCACAACUCUACUUCCCCAGUUCAGGACUUCACCAUGGCAGACUGGCACAAAUUCUUCCACAGAGCUCUUUCUUACUGGAGCUCUCCCUGCUUCUGGAACGUUUCCUACCCUAUCAGCUCUUUCUUCCUACCAGCAUUCCAGCACCUUUCCCACUCGGAGUUUUGCCACCACAUCGCCAUUAACUGUACAACACACUACGUUUAGCUCUUCAAAUGGCUUGCUUUCCAAUAAUGACACUCUACUUCAGAUCAAACCUUCUCAUACCACUGUGCCAACAGCUUUUGCCUUUGACCGCCUGGGUGGUGCUUCCCUCGGUUCUAGCCUUCCAAUACAGUCAUCUACAUAUCGUUCAGCCCAGGAGUCUGCGCCACAUCUCCUCCAGCCACAGUUCAGCCUUCUACCCUCUCCCUUAAGUAACUCGCAGCAGAUUAUGCCACCUUAUGGAGCCCCAGUUUUCUCCAGUUCCAUCGAACGAGCACUUCAGCGUGAAUGUAGUGUCAUCAAGCACCAUCAGCGGCCUUCCAGCACCCAGCCAGUCCAGCAGCAGCUGUCUGUCAGUGUGCAGCACUCUUUGCAAGAUUACCUACCUGACAAUGGUGAUGUCUCUUUCCAGGAUCAUUCUCGUCAUACACCUGUUCCAAACAGCCCUAACGGAAUUCCCAAUCAGUCCAUUAAUAGCACUGUUCAGCAAAAGACUCCCACAGUGCAGCUGCAGCAAACACAGACACAUUCCUCAUCUUUGCCCUCUUCAGGGUUUUCCUCCACAUGUGGAAUGAAAGCCAAGGAUGAGUCAAACAAAACAGCAGAUGAUCAUGGUGAGGACUCAGAGUUGCAUGAUCAGGAAGCCUCAUCACCGAUGCAACAGCAUAGGUAUGCUUCCACAGCCCAGAAUCAGAGUUCUGUGAUUGCUAGCCAGUCACAGCUGUACACGUCAGCACAGCUUUCCAGUUUGAUGUCUGUUAGCCCUUCGCAGACACACAUUACAUCUCAAAGUCUCAUGAGCAAUCUCAAUGAACCACAAGCCUUCUCUCCCAAUCAGCCAGAGAAACUACCUUCUAUAUACAAAACAUUGCCAUUGUUGGCUACACAGUCAGAAAAUGAGACGUCCGUUAGCCACUCUCUUAUGUAUGCUUCUGGCCAAAAGCACAUAAUGUCUUCAGCGUCAAACAGAGAGGAGUAUAAUGAGCAGGCACAAAGACUUUGCAUGGGCAGCGCUUCUCACAAUUAUUCUUCCAAUCACUCUCAGAAUUUGUCCACUGUCAGUUAUUAUGCCCAGGUACCAGAAUCUGUUAGUCCCUCUCAGAGUUAUGCAUCAGGUCAGUCUCUCACACCUAGUCCUCCUUUCACUUCCUCCUACAGUCACAGCUUACCAUCCAGUAAUUCCAACCAAGAUUACACCCUAAUGCAGCCUUCUCCAAGCAAGUCCGAUGGCAUGAUGCUGCAGCAGACUCAGAAAUACUUGCUGUCUGGCCAGUCAUCAUCCUCCACACCCACUUAUACACAAGCCAUCCAGAUCAACCUGUCCUCGGAAGAACAAAACCCAGGCUAUGACAAAAAGAAGGAAGAUGAGAGUCUGUUCCUUACAUCCAAAGACAACUGUGGAGAGCUUUCUAUUCACGAUAUGCAGAGAUUACAGCAGGCUUCUAUCCAGAGUUCUGUUAGUAACAGUGUUGUUGGGGUACAGAGCAAUGUAGUAUAUGUUGUUUCAAAAUUGGAAGACCGACAAGCACAUAGUGUGAUCCGAAGCAACUCUCGGUCCGAAGAUCAGUUAAUAGGUCUUGCACCAACGUCAUCCACAAAGGAUGAACGAAUGAGUACUUUAAUUGGGCAGUUGGUAAGCCCUGCCCAUUCUUAUGUAACCUCUGGCACAAAAAACAACUCUUUAUUAGUGCAGUCCUCCCAUGUAGCCUUGAGCACCGACCAACUAAAAGAACACCCUGUGCUUCUCAAAGUUCCCACUGCUCAACAAGUGGACCAGCAAACUCAGAGUAACCACAGAGAUCAGAGGCAGUUGUCAAAGGAACAGGCACAGUUUGUUCAACUACCAAGUGCCCAAGUCCUUCUGGAGCCCUCACAGAUGAUCCUUGUUCAAAAACCUUUGCUCCAUACAAUGUCAAAUCAGUCUAAGCCAGUCCAAAUGCAGCCUAUUUCAGUUCAGUUCCUGCAAAUGAAUAAUGAACUCCUGAAUUCUACAGUCAGUGCGGUUGAGAUCCCACAGAUAACCCACCAAGCUGUGGAGUCCAUGAAGCAACACCUGGUACAAAAAGACAUUUUCAACAGUGUAACAAAUCAGCAUGAUUCUAAGCAGCACUUUACCUUAAGUUCCAUCUGCUUCCCUGAUUCCAUGUUAAUGACAGAUGAGAGGAACAUUCUGUCCAACGUGGAUGACAUCCUAGCAGCCACAGCAGCUGCCUGUGGAGUCACACCUCAGGACUUUAAAACCUCGUCUUCUGAAGUGGACUUGGCAUCGAUAUCCAGUCCUUCAGACUCUAAGUGCCGCUACGAAGUUAAUAACAAGCAUGAAGCUAAUAAUUUCUCUUCACAGCAUUUGAUCUCAAACACGCAGACCAUUACAUCAUCUGUAAAUGGUGUACAGUUGACAACAGACAUUCACAAAGAAGCUGAAGGACACCAAUCAUUCACACCACCAAACUCUCACAUACAGCAAAAUAACUCUCAGCAUGAAAUAUCUGAGAAGGUGACAAAUAAUCACAAGAAAAAUGAAGUAUCACCCAAGGGCCUUACUAGCAAUGGUUCAUAUGUAAAUUCUAAUGGAGGUACUGUAAACACAUUUUCCAACAACCACACCGAUUUUCACCUUACCUCACAGGAAUAUAACAACACUGGGUUUGAAAAAACAGACAUAUCAAAAAAUAAGAUUCAACCGAAAGUAACGAAGAGUGUUAAAAUGGAGGAAAAGUUUGCAGAAUGCUCCUCUGAUAGUCUUUCUAAAAAGCGAGUCAGGUCAAAAGGUUCUUCCAAGCAAGCUACGGAAGAUGCAAAUGGUCAGCCUAAACCUCAAAAAAGAAGUGGCCAAGUAAAGCGACAGAACUCCAAAGGAAGUGAGACAAGUUCAUCCUCAACCUCUGAGGGCUGUAUUGAUGGCUACCAGCAACAGGAAAGAAUACGGCAAAAAAUUAAAGAGGUAGAAGAGAAACAGCCAGAAGUUAAAACUGGGUUCAUUGGAUCUUUCCUGGACUUUCUUAAAUCUGGGCCUAAGCAACAAUUCUCCUCACCACCCAUACGGCCACCCAACCGCGCAAGAAAGUCUUCAGUUCCCAAAAGACCUUUUAACCAAUUGUCAUUGCCCCCUACACCCAUAUCCUCAUCAACAUCAAUGGUUUCACCAGAUAUCAACACUGUUAGCUCUUCUAAGAGACUGGACGAGGACCUCCAGAAGAAUUUGGAGACACUCCCAUCUUUCUCCUCAGAUGAGGAUGAAUCAGUUGGUAAAAACCAAGACCUUCAGAAGAGCAUUAGUUCUGCCCUCUCCUCUCUAGACGAGCCUUUAGACAGGCAACAGUCAGUCAGCAAAGGUUCAGGUGAAGGCACAAAUCAAGAGCAGUCUGCAAAUACAAAGCUAGUCAGCACACAGUCUGAAGAUACAAAGCUUAAGGAGCAGCAAAACCCUGGUCUUGAAGUGCCAGUGGAGGAUCUGGUGAAGAACAUACCUCUUGGCCAACUUGCAGUAUGCCUAAACACAGUAGCUAUUGAAGGCCUCACUGAUGAGGAACUGUCAGACAGUGGCGAGGAGGGAAUGUACCGUGAACGUGACGAGUUUGUGGUGAAAAAUGAGGACAUAGAAAGCCUGCAGGUCACCCUGAAGGCAGGAGUAGAACCUCCAGCCAUUUGGAAGGUACAAAAGGCCUUGCUGCAGAAAUUCAUACCCGAGCUGAGAGAUGGAAAACGAGUGUUUUCAGCUACCAACAGUUAUCUGGGUUACUUUGGAGAUGCUAAGACCAUGUAUCGGAGAGUAUACGUUAAGUUUCUGGACACUGUGAACAAGCGGGAGUAUGUGCGAGUCUGCAACAGAAAACCAAGGUGCAAGCCCAUGCAUUCCAUGAGAGGCUCUCAGAAGGCUCUGCUUGUCCAGAGAGCUGCAGCAUCAGCUGUUUCUGACUCCUCUGUUCUGAAAUCCAGCACAAAACAAAGCCUGUCCAAACCCAGGCCAAAGCAGCCAAAAGCCAAGGCUGAACCACCACCGAAAAAGAGGAAAAAAUGGAAGGAAGAGUUCACAGAAUCUGCACAGUUGGCUUCUUCAGAAGCUGUAGGUGAAGAUGAUGAAUUUAUACCGCAAGUCCCGUUUACUUCUCGCUUCCUCAACACCAGGACAAUGAAGGAGACCUUCAAGAGUUUUGUGGAGCUGCUGAUCAGCCUUGCUCUGGACACGGACAUCAUGAUCACACUGGAGAGGGAGAACGAUGAACUUCUGCUGCCUCAUAUGAAGAAAGUAGACGGUAUGAUCACAGACAACAGAAGGAGGCUGCUGCCCAAACUGCGAGUGGGUCCGGUGUUUAAAAACGCUUUAGACAGCUUUCCUGAGUUGUCAGUGGUGACGGAGCUGAAAACAGACGGAGAGACUCCCACUUUUAAAGUCAGACUGAGUGGGAAGGCGUAUAACAGGAAGACCAUGAAACCAGCCAAAUCUCCUAUUAAACUUCCCUUGGAGUACACAGUGGAGCAGCAGAAAACACAUUGGUUUUCUCUCUAUCAUUCGCUGCAGCACUACAAGUACCACACAUAUCUGAUGUGUAUGGAUGAGAUUCCCAACAGCAAACACAUACAUUUCUAUAAACCCCUGCAUAUCAACUCCAAUCGCUUAACACACACAGUUUUUGGCUCUGGAGAAAACAUCAUAACUGUUCAUAUGACAGGGUAAGGCACGUCAGUAUGUAGGUAUGUUGUAGGAAAUAAAACAUGUACUUGUAUUUUGGUGGUGUUACUCCUUCAGUGAAAGUUUCCAUGUUGUUCCUCUGAUGUAUGUGUGUGAUCUCUUGUGGGGGUUUUUUGUGUAUCAGAUUGCACUGUUGCGCUCACGUGGCAUAGAUGUGGGACAGGAGGAGACUGUUCAGACCUGCAUAGGAAACCGAGUGUGGGUGGAGGGACUCUUUGACCGUUUCGGAGAGCUUCUCACACAGGUCCAGCAGGCCUGCCUUUAACCAGACAGCAGAGCAAUAGAACAUCAAGUCCAUGCAGUUCAAAAGGUCCUUUUUAAAGCACUAACUGACAAGAUGGAGAUAGUAAACCAGCAGAAGAUGAUGAAGCACCAGAAACCUGAGAAUUAUGUCUAAAGCCUGAGAAGAUGAUUAUACAUGAGGAGAGCCACUAAAAGCUAGAGAACCAUCCCGAAAUAGGAAAACUUUAAACUGAGUAAAGACAUGAAAAGAUCCAGAAAAUGGAGAUCCUCAAAGGAUGGAAUAACUCAGAGAGGACGAGGAACCAUGAGUAUAAACGUUAGAAGAUGGAACGUCACAAAAAGAAGCAGGUGCUAAAGCAUUCGAAUGAGAAGCAUUAAACAAGAACAUUUCACACCAUUUGAAAAUGAAAAGAAAAAAUGUGAAAAAAUGCCAGACCACAAUGAGAGUACUAUAAGAUUGUUGAGAAUGGUGAAGCGAUUAUGAAGCAGAUAAGAAGAUUUAAUAUUAUACAAAAAAAAACAGCAGCUGAUUGUCUGUCUGUUCUUGGAACUACAGAUACAAGGGAUUUUAGUCAGUGUUUUUUUUUUUUGUUUUUUUUUUUUUUGUUUUUUUUAAAUUACAUUUUAAGCUUUUUAUUAUUAUCUAAUCAGCCAGACUGAACAAACAUGACAAGUCUUGGUUAUGAAUGUGUGGAAUAGGUCGAUUUACCUUGAGAUUUAGCAACACUAAUUUUUAAUAAGAACAACAUUUUGAGAUUGGAGAAAGAGGGUUUGCUAACGAUUGUAUAAAUAUAUAAAUACAUAGAUAUAUAUGUAAAAAAUUUCUAUAUGAUAUUGUACAUUUUGUAAAAAGAGCUCUUUGGAUGGAUUUCACUCUUUUUAAACUCCUUUAAUAUGACAGAGGUUAUAAAGAUGGAGUUGGUGCAAUUCUUAUACUUCUUCUGUGAUGAUGUAAUAAACAGCAUCAGAACUAUUUUCUUGCAGGAACUAUAUUUGAUAGUCUCUCAAAACCCUUUAUCUUAAACAUAAAUGUAUUUUUUUCCACAAAGGAAAUAUUGCUUUCCUGAUCGACUUUGCGGUACACUCUGUUUUAUAUAAAAAAAAAAAAAAGCUUCCCAGUGUGUUUCUAUGGCAAAUUUCUAUCCUUGACUUAAGUGUGUCUUAAGAUCACUUCUUUACUGUAGAAAAUUACAUUUGCCGCAGUUUUGCACAGAUUUGAUGCUUUGGCUGUUCAAGUGUAGCUGUGAUACAAACUUCGAGGAUUUUUUUUUUUUUUGAUAUGCGAAAAAAUAAAUUUCCUACCAUUAAAUCCA